Messenger RNA from Mucor velutinosus, 936 nucleotides. Its product is annotated as Guanine nucleotide-binding protein alpha-2 subunit. Bases 1 to 936 code for a protein of 311 amino acids. The transcript is spliced from 2 exons. NCBI's taxonomy places the organism in Eukaryota, Fungi, Mucoromycota, Mucoromycetes, Mucorales, Mucoraceae. The record is from RefSeq and is a predicted model, not a curated record.
AUGAGACUUUCAUGUAGUAUCUGUUUGGAGAAAGUGACAGAAGACUCGGAGUUGGUUUCGUUGACAGUGUGUGGACAUGUAUUUGAUGCAGAAUGCAAGUGUCCCUUAUGCAAUCGAACCACCUCCAGCAGCCGUCCCGCUUACAAGCGUGUUUAUUUCUCUGCAUUUGAUGGUGAUGAUGAGGGCAAGGAUGCCUUGAUGGCUGCCAAAGAAGAAUUGAAGGUUGCUAAAGAUGCUCUGGAUACAUUGAAUGAAGACUACGAUGGGUUGGCACUCAAGUGGACAGUGGCAAUAGACGAAUCAAACGCAAUCAACCGUGAAAAGACGCAAUUGGAAAAGGACAUCGCCCUAAAGGACGUGCAAAUUAACAAACUGACUCACAACUGGCAAGCAUCCAAGGCACGCAACAAGGACGACAUUGAUAAAAUGAACUUGGAACUCAUUGCCAAACAAAAGUCUAUCAACUCGUUGAUCAAAAACUUGGAUAAAUCCAACAGGCGUAUCAAAUUAUUGAAGGAGGAGCUGGAUGCUCUCAAGCCCCAUGGUAUCCAAGACAAUGUUGCUCCUCCCAAGUCAAGAUAUCGAGACCAAAACUUCAAGGCCAAAUACCAUGAUUUGAACAAGGAGCAUAAAGCAUUGAAAGACAAAAUGGGCCAGCUUGAGAAGAAAUUCAUUGACCUGACGCUCGCGCCGCCUGAGCCACCCUCAUCCAUCUUACCAUCUAAUACAAAGGCUCUUCAAUCACGAAUUCAACUGUUGGAGAAGCAGCUUCAAGCAGAAAUGACCACGGGAGACAAGCUUCUCAAAAAAGUCAUUCAAUUCAAGCAAUUAAAUCAAGAUGCAGUCAAAGAAAAGGAAGAAUUGCAAGUGAAAUUGGCUGACGCUAAAGCCACGAUUGCUUCAUUAGAGCAUGGCAUCGAGAAGGUGGGCAAGUAA